UGGGAGCCUGCGCAGACGGUGCAGGGCGGAGGGCCGCGGGGAGCAUCUCGCAGCGCCUGCGCAGAGCGGCAGCUUCUCUCGCGAGGACGGACGCCAUUAUCGCAUCUCCCCGACAAACACCACGAGAAUUCCGCAGCCCACACGGUUCUCCUGAAUCAGUUCAUGUGGGUUCUGCUUGCCUCUGAAUCCUGGAGCAGUUGCUGAGGAUGAAGGUUGAAGAAACUCCCAGUAUUCAGCACAGGCACCAAGUUCAGAGAAUAUUACUGGAUAUAACUGAGGUGACAGACUCCUAGUGCUGCGUGAGUUUGAUUCUUGCUUGUUGACUGGCCCCUCUCCUCUCAUUCUGGAUGAUGUCAGAACAGGAUUUGGCGGACGUGGUGCAGAUCGCAGUGGAAGACUUGAGUCCCCAUCACCCAGGUACAGAGCUGUGGGAGAUUGUACUGGAAAAUCAUGUAGUGACAGAUGAAGAUGAACCAGCUUUGAAACGCCAGCGACUAGAGAUCAACUGCCAGGACCCUUCUAUAAAGUCAUUCCUGUAUUCGAUUAACCAGACAAUAUGCUUACGAUUGGAUAGCAUUGAAGCCAAGCUGCAAGCUCUCGAGGCUACUUGUAAAUCAUUAGAAGAAAAGCUGGAUUUGGUCACGAACAAGCAGCACAGUCCCAUCCAAGUCCCCAUGGUGGCAGGCUCCCCCCUCGGUGCAACGCAGACAUGCAACAAAGUGCGAUGCGUCGUCCCCCAGACUACAGUAAUACUCAACAGUGAUCGGCAGAACGCCAUUGUAGCCAAGAUGGAAGACCCCUUGAGCAACAGGGCACCGGAUUCCCUGGAAAAUAUCAUUAGCAACGCAGUUCCUGGGCGUCGGCAGAACACCAUUGUGGUGAAGGUGCCAGGGCAAGAAGACAGCCACAACGAGGACGGGGAGAGCGGGUCUGAGGCCAGCGACUCCGUUUCCACCUGUGGACAGUCGGGAAGUCAGAACAUCGGGAACAACGUCACGCUCAUCACCCUGAACUCAGAAGAGGACUACCCCAAUGGCACCUGGCUGGGGGACGAGAACAACCCCGAGAUGCGGGUGCGCUGUGCCAUCAUCCCCUCUGACAUGCUGCACAUCAGCACCAACUGCCGCACCGCCGAGAAGAUGGCGCUGACGCUGCUGGACUACCUCUUCCACCGGGAGGUGCAGGCCGUCUCCAACCUCUCAGGCCAGGGGAAGCACGGCAAGAAGCAGCUUGACCCUCUCACCAUCUAUGGGAUCCGGUGUCACCUCUUCUAUAAAUUUGGAAUCACAGAAUCUGACUGGUAUAGAAUCAAACAGAGCAUUGACUCCAAAUGCCGGACAGCCUGGCGGCGGAAACAGCGAGGCCAGAGCCUGGCUGUCAAGAGCUUCUCUCGGAGAACGCCGUCCUCAUCCUCGUAUAGCACGUCAGAGAGCAUGAUGAGCACGCCGCCACCCACUGGUGAGAUACCACAGCCCCCGCCGCAGGCCCUGCACUACGCCCUGGCCAACGCCCAGCAGGUCCAGAUCCACCAGAUCGGAGAGGACGGACAGGUCCAAGUAAUCCCACAGGGUCACCUCCACAUCGCUCAGGUGCCUCAAGGGGAGCAGGUGCAGAUUACACAGGACAGCGAGGGCAAUCUACAGAUACACCACGUGGGACAGGAUGGGCAGGUGCUGCAGGGGGCCCAGCUGAUAGCUGUGGCCUCUUCAGACCCUGCUGCUGCAGGGGUGGACGGGUCGCCUCUCCAGGGCAGCGACAUCCAGGUCCAGUACGUCCAGUUGGCACCGGUGACUGACCACACCACUGCAGCUCAGGAGCUCUGGAAACUCCAGCAUUCAGACCCCGUUUGGACACUUUCUGAAAUGUCAGAUGAGAGGGUUUCUUCCUUAGAUAUUUGAAGUGUUCAUGGAGCUUCCCCACGACAGCUGAGACUCUGCAGCCCACCCUGCAGUCCGAAAUGCAGCUUGAGCAUGGAGCCAUCCAGAUCCAGUGAUGCAGGGCAGGCCACCUGAGCACGACAGGACCCGAGACGGAGCCGUCACCGCGCUCAGCGCCAGCUCCAGCCAACCACCCAGUUCUACACGCGCCCUGGCCCCACGGCUUUGCACAGAGGUGACUGCACACGUUCUGUUAAAGUGCAUCCGAGAGCCUCAUCCACAGGAGAAAGCGUCCCAGUAAAUAAACAGAUGGUAACAGCCACCACCCCUGCCAGAAGACCCCUUUCGUUUGAGUCACACUGUUGGUGUCUAGAGAAAGAGUGGGGAAGCACAGUGUGGAUUGCAUUAAGUACACACAGAAAAUCAAGAACUACAAUAUUUUUCUCUGUUUAAACAGCUUUUUUUAAUUUGCUAUGGUGUUUAUAACAAAAAAGAAAACUGAAAAAAAAUGGACUAGCAGAAGCCUUUUGCUGUGUGCUCUGUUCAGUGUAAUGAAAAUAGGUAUUUGCAAAGACAGCUAACGAUUUUGAUGGAAAUAUUGCUUACCUACUUUUCUAGGGGGAAAUGCUCUCAACAAUGUAAUUAAGCAUUUCUAAUGAAAUAAAAUGUAUUUAUGACCACA
Molecule: messenger RNA, 2559 nt
Organism: Pteropus alecto (black flying fox)
Lineage: Eukaryota; Metazoa; Chordata; Mammalia; Chiroptera; Pteropodidae
Gene: BANP
Product: BTG3 associated nuclear protein
Exons: 15
Coding region: 348-1898 (516 amino acids)
Biological process (GO): negative regulation of protein catabolic process; protein localization to nucleus
Molecular function (GO): DNA binding
Source: RefSeq, a predicted model, not a curated record